Messenger RNA from Hymenoscyphus albidus, 726 nucleotides. NCBI's taxonomy places the organism in Eukaryota, Fungi, Ascomycota, Leotiomycetes, Helotiales, Helotiaceae. The record is from the annotation of a GenBank genome assembly.
AUGGGCAACGGCGAAUCAAAACCCAAGAAGAAACCCAUGUUCAGAGGUUACGCCAGAAGACCCGGAGAGUGGAAGCCUUGGAAAGUUGGGUUUGAGAUUAGGGAUGAAUUGUUGGAUCAUCCGAAAUGGAGAGAUGGUAAGUUCUUCCCUUUUUUUGGGAGGCUGAAGAGCUGUGAGACGAGUAAAAUCUUGCCGUUGAUUUGUUGUCUCGCAUGGAAGGUUCUUAGGUGGGAGGUGGGAGGUGGGAGGUGGGAGAAGCGAAACUUGAGAAUAAGCGAGGUCUCAGGGGUCUUUCACUCCUUCACUCCCCCACUAUCUACCAUAAUCCCUCACNUGGAAGGUUCUUAGGUGGGAGGUGGGAGGUGGGAGGUGGGAGAAGCGAAACUUGAGAAUAAGCGAGGUCUCAGGGGUCUUUCACUCCUUCACUCCCCCACUAUCUACCAUAAUCCCUCACAGUCUACUUUUGUAAUCUCAACUAAUUCCAAGAUAGCACCUGAACUGCCACCUCGAAACACGAAAGCGGAAAAGCUAGAGAAAGCCAAGAAAGAAGCCUUUGAAAAGGGCUUUACGAUAGGUGUUCAACAAGGUCAAAGACAGACUGGACGUGGCAAAGGGGGGGCACCCAGUGGAAUGAGUAGAGGUGGCGGUAGUAAGGGCUGUGGGCGUGGUAUGGGAGGUGGUAGAGGACCUACUAGCUACAAUCCUGGUGGCAGUAGUAGGAUAUGA